ACUCUCGCUCUCGCUCUCGCCCCAACUUGCAACUUCCAACUUCCAAGUCCAAUUCAGAGAAAAAAAAAAAAAAUAGAUGGAGAAGGAGAAUUCGGUUUAUUCAUCCAUCCAAAUCCCGCACCCAUUGCCUUCCGCCGACGACAGCGGCUGGACCGCCUAUUUGCUCGACGACCCCUCCGACGAAGACGCCUACAGCCUCGGAGUCGGAACCUCCUCCCUGCUCUCCGACGCCGCUUCUCACGCCGCCGCCGCACACCUCAACAUUCCCAGCAAAUUGAGUCUCAAGCCAAAGCCAAAGCCAUCUCAAUUUUUUGUUGAUACUUCUCUCGAAGAUACUGCCAGUUCCCCUCACAAUAGCCCCAAGGUUGCUGAUUUGGGUGCCAACAAUAAUUAUCGAAGAAAGAGUUCUCUGGGAAAGGGGAGGACGAUGGGAGAGAAAUUUAGUAUUAAUAAAUCAGAAGAAGAAAUCAAUUUGGAGAUGGGUGCUGCAUAUACAGACUUGAAACAAAGAGGCCUGUGCUUGGUUCCUCUGUCCAUCUUCGCCAACUACUUGCCCUGAUGUCCAUACACUAAUUAACUCUCUCUCUAUAUCAUACUCAAAAAUUAAAAUUAUACUAUUUUCCUUGUAAUUUACCACCUACACCUUGCCUUUUAUGCUCCAUCUUAUAUAUAUUUACUCUGUAUGUGUAUCUCAAAUUACUAAUUUACUAAUUUCAUAAUAAAC
Momordica charantia (bitter melon) is the source of this 724-nucleotide messenger RNA. Its product is annotated as vascular-related unknown protein 1. Gene Ontology annotation, biological process: xylem development. The record is from RefSeq and is a predicted model, not a curated record. NCBI's taxonomy places the organism in Eukaryota, Viridiplantae, Streptophyta, Magnoliopsida, Cucurbitales, Cucurbitaceae.